Molecule: messenger RNA, 2352 nt
Organism: Suillus discolor
Lineage: Eukaryota; Fungi; Basidiomycota; Agaricomycetes; Boletales; Suillaceae
Exons: 12
Coding region: 1-2352 (783 amino acids)
Source: RefSeq, a predicted model, not a curated record
AUGCCACCUAGAAAGAAGAACACAGCAAAGAAGUCCUGUGGCGGUUCUGCCAAGAAACUUUUGGCACCUGUCGGCUCUCCUCCGGUGCCCGCUGCGUCACACGCCGAAUCGUCCACGUCAUCCUUGGAGCCGGAAGACACUAGGACAACUGAAGAUCACAGUAUAUGGUGUUUGAUUUGUCGCGAUGGCGCGGAAGGUGACGUUGUACUUUUUGAAUGCAACGCGUGCCCCCGCGUCAUGUGCAGCAAAUGCAUUGAGGUGCCCAAGGCCCAUAUCGAUGACGUCCGACAUACGGAUGUAAUAUUUUUAUGUCUUUCUUGUCACUCGUUGCGGACGAUCAAGGAGCCCACGCCAUAUUUUGGCUUCUAUCAUAACAUUUUGCCAGAGCAAGGAGGAACGCCUGUACUCCCAGGCUUCCUGCAGCUCAAGGGCAAGUACGAGCUGGCGUCUAGCUCCAUCUUGGCAGCCACACCCCUUGCCGUCGUCCAUUUUAUCCUUGGUGGCAAGGACAGAAUCCCGACACCCGUUCCACUCCUCUCCCAUUACCUCGACAAGUUCUACCCCAGUGGCGGGUUUCUGUACAUCGAGAUCUUGUUCGACGUUGCUUCAUAUCAGCAGAUCGACAACUACACCCGCGACCAGGUCCGAACGGUUUCUGAGCUCACCAGUCACCUUGGUUCCACCGGUCGCAUCUUUGCGUUUCUCUCCAACCAUUCGGAAGAAGACAGUGGGUGGCUCUUUGCAGGGAAAGAGGGUCAAGGUGAGGGAGAGUAUGUUGCGAUGGAAGUUCAGCAUGUUCUCUCUACAGUGUUAAAGCCCUAUGCUAGGAUCCUCAAGUCCUCCCACAUCGUCUUCCUGGUCUGCGGCUCUGUGGUGGCGCACGAGACACCCUACACUCAGCUCAAGGAGGCCAUUCUUCAAUUCGACUUCGUGGGCACAAUCAUCUUUCCCGCACCUCGCUUUCAACCUCUUGUCGCCAUGAAUUUUUUGGUCGCCAUGAUGGAACUUAGCUGGGCCGAGAGGGUCGCUGUGACGGUUGCUGAUAAGAGUCGCGACGAGGACGCCCCAGACCGUGUCUCUGUUUGCCGGUACAUCUACACAUGCAAGUACACCAACUGUGGUAGCAUGCAAAAGUUGCCUCCCUACAAGUUGUCCGUCACCAAGCCUCCUGGGUCAAUUGUCAACAGCGCAAAGACCAAGAACUGCGCUUGGUUCCAGUCGCCUUCUACUCAUUUUGUACUUCAGUCUUCAGCUGUGUCUACCCAAGGCAAGCGCAUGAAUGAGGGGGUGCCUACUGGGACUGCCAAGAAGAUCCGCAAUGAAAUUGUCGCAAUUCAUCACACAAGAGAGGAUCCUGAGGAUUUACCAAAGGGAUUGAAAAAGGCUAUCCGGAGGUACUACCUCCAGUUCUUAACGGACGCUGAUGAUCGGCGUGAUGAGCAACAGAUCUUGGGAGAUGACUCAGAGCUGGAGGAAGAACUUGGCAUGUCCCCUGAGGACAGAGAGUUGGCGGCUCGUCCUAAGGACGCAGGGUUCUACAAGAAGGAGCUUAAGCUUGGGACGUCGCACAGAAACUCUUUAAGCAGGAGAUGGACGACUACGAUAAGGAGCAGCAACAGAAGAAAGGCCAUGACCUCUGCACAUCGGAAGGAGGUUGAGGAGGCGAGGGACAAGUGGAAUAGGGAUGGCGCCCCAGCAGAAUCACAGGCGAUGUAUCGAAAGAAAAACCUCAAAAAAGUUCUCGAUGAUUUUACAGAACAGAUUCGUCGUACUAUGGGUUGCCGACUCGUGAUGUUGGUCAGUCACAAGAAAAAUGCCGAUCAGACUUUAAGUGUCAAGAUUCAUGAGUCUCAGCCUGUCAAUCAGAAGAAAUCGUUUAGCCAGAGUUCUCGAGGAAGCAAAGAAUGGACGUCUGAAGGUUUUGAAAAAUAUGCCGAGUGGUCAAAGCUGAAUUCUGUGAACCCCACCAAUGAUGAUGAUGACUCCUCCGAUGAAGAAACGAAUGAUGGAAAGGAUGCAAUGCCCGAAGUCAUCCUGGAUAACCACGGUUACGCAAAGCUCCCUUCUCGUAAGGAACGAGUUGUUGAUUACUUCGUCUUUGUCGAUUUUAACUUGACUCACCUUCCGUUUUUCAGAAGUUUCACUGGUAGCAUGAAGCCAGUACCUUGGCUCUCAAUCACCGGUGAGCCUUUGCUGUACCUGGAUCCAGACUCCAUCCCCAAUGGUUUUACCGUGCAAGACCCAUCUCAUUUGAGAGUGAAGGAAAUCAACAAACUUUGGGGCCAUUGGGAAGCCCGGAAGGCUUCGAAGCAGAGACUCGUUAUUUUGUCGGAGCUGCAAGUGCCCACAUGA